ACAUCCUGUUUUAGUGCGCCAUGAUGCCGACGAGACUGCAUCUACUUCUCUGUCUGAUCGGACCUGUGUUUGCCAUAGAAGCCCCUGAUGUAGAUUGCUUGAUUAUCAAUUUGAAAAAUGUUUCCUGUACCUGGAAUAAGAAGGGGACACCAAAGGUCAACUACACCUUCUAUAGUAGUUUCUUCAAUAAGAAAGAAAAAAGCUGCCCACAGUAUUUGACAGAGAACAACAUGAACAUUGGAUGCAUCCAGCCAUGUGAGUCUCACGACAGAUUCAUGACUUUUAACACCAAGCUGGUACAUGGCAAGGAUAGAUUUAAGGAGACACAUGGACUUAAAAACCGAGUCAAGUUAAAUCCACCAACCAACCUGACUGUUCUCAAUGGAUCAGACUUUAACUUGUGGUUUUACUGGAACCACACUUCUCCUGCUCGUCUACAUUGUGUGGAGAGUGAGGUCCGCUUCAGGACAAACAACAAUAACUGGGGGUCCUCUAAAGUUAGCCCCGAGAUACAGAAGUACUGCAUCAACUCGCCCUCGGGAAGUUCCCGAUAUGAGCUGCAAGUGCGGAACAGAAUAGAUGAAGGCUGUGGAUCGUCUGACUUCUGGAGUGAUUGGAGUGAACCUGUGUUCUGGGGAUCCAACAGCAGCAUAGACUCUGACUCAGUGCCUCUGUGGAUGACAUUGCUCUAUGUGGUGGGUGCCAUCACCCUCAUCCUGCUGGUGGUGAUGUUACUGCAACGUGAAAGGCUCAAAAUCAUCCUGAUCCCUGCAGUUCCCAAACCAUCCCCGAUUCUUCAUGACAUUGAGGACUGGUUUCAGCUCUCCAAAGGUCUGAAAGAAAAUUUUAAAGCAAGCUACAAUGAGCAGGUCUGCCCUGUGCGUGAGUACAACUACGUCUCCCAGUCUGACAGCAUGAACUCUGACGACUCCACCUCCUCUGUCAGCACCAACCAAACCCACUGCUCUGUGUCCAUCGAUGUGAACGAUGCAGAAGAUCUGUACGUCCCCUUGUCCUCUUCCAGCUCCCAAGUUCCAUCUGAGGAGGUGCUGCAGGUUUCUGACUAAGCAGGUCGUGAACCAGGGUUAGGUUUGCCUGAGCCAAACUAUCGGGACUUUGUUACACUGAUACAUCUCCUGCUUGGUGACAGUGAUUAUUAGAAGGGUUUACAACAAUUCCCAGUGUGAAGAAACCCAAUAUUUGCUGGAGGUAUUUAAUCAGUUACACCCGAGCUUAGCCUUUUAAAUAAAACCUCAGACUACAGAUUUUAGUUUAAUAAACUUGACCUUAACAUCUCUUUGAAAUCUUUAACCUCACAGAUACAUAGUACUCCAUCUUAAUAAAAGGCUUUUCCUUUUUGUUAAGACAGGUGGUAUAAAGUGCUGACACUCUUGAAAACAUAUUUUAGAUGAUAUGCAUUCUUGAGUAUUAAUCAGGGUGCAGCGAUCAGCUCUCUGCUUCCAUGAUGUAAGUUUUUGAAUUUCCUCAGCAUAUCAAAAAUCAAACUGAUGUUUGCACUACUCCCCCAGAAGAACACAAAUUGUGAAAAAUGCUUCCGUUUGGUGUAUAUCAGUGAUUUUAACUGCAGCACAUUCUACUGUUAAUCAUUCCCAUUAUUUUUAUUUUUUUACAUAAGGUCUUGGAAAACCUUUUAGCUCAUUCGCAAGCACUUAUUUAAGUUGUUGUAUAUUAUUGCAUUGUAUUUAUUGACUUUUAAUGUGUUAGGUUGGAAAAUAAAUCCCAUGAUUUUGGCUA
Molecule: messenger RNA, 1755 nt
Organism: Maylandia zebra (zebra mbuna)
Lineage: Eukaryota; Metazoa; Chordata; Actinopteri; Cichliformes; Cichlidae
Product: cytokine receptor common subunit gamma
Biological process (GO): cytokine-mediated signaling pathway
Cellular component (GO): external side of plasma membrane
Molecular function (GO): cytokine receptor activity; protein binding
Source: RefSeq, a predicted model, not a curated record